Capsella rubella is the source of this 1560-nucleotide messenger RNA. RefSeq lists its product as uncharacterized. The transcript has 6 exons. NCBI's taxonomy places the organism in Eukaryota, Viridiplantae, Streptophyta, Magnoliopsida, Brassicales, Brassicaceae. The record is from RefSeq and is a predicted model, not a curated record. The coding region runs from base 80 to 1363 and encodes 427 amino acids.
CAGUUUUUUAAUUCCUUUCUCCACCCACUCCUUACGAAAACAAAAUAACCAAAACGUAAAGAGUUUCCAAGUUUUAUCAAUGGAGAGAUCAAUGGAGAAAAGCGUGAGCUCUGCUGUUUCUGGUAAUUCAAUCAAUUCGAAGCUGAGGUAUCCUCUCAGAUCGGCUCUUAGAUCCUGGGAAGGGAAGCCUCCUGUUCCUGAUUUCUCUGCUUCUUCAGUUCCCAGAAGGGGACGAGUUGCUUCUGCUGUUAGUCAGAGUACUACAGUUCUUGAUUUGUCUGGGAAGAAGAGUGUUGAUCGCACCAAGCUACCACCAAGAAGACUUUCGAUUCCUAACAAGUCCACUAGCAAUUCUUCUGUUAAAUCAGUGAGCAGCAGUGUCACUUCUCUUUCUGAAACCAAGCCAAGGAGAUCAGGCAUUGUCGCUAGGAGCUUCAAUGAGACAGCAACACCUGUCUCCAGUCAUCUGAGAUCAUCAGUGACUCGGAGGAAACCUGAAGACUUGUCUUCCUCUACUUAUUGGCUGGCUCAUAUCAAGCUAGCUGAAUCUGUGGCCAAACAUUCUAUCUCUCUUGGUUUCUUUAAACUUGCUCUUCAUGCAGGGUGUCAGACACUUGACAAGAUGAAAGAAGAGCUGAAAUCCUACGCUCGUCGCAAUAACAUGGAUGGGCUUGCUGAUGCUAUGAAGGAGCUAUCUGAACUGUACAAUAUCUCAGAAGAAUCAAAGCAGAUGCAGGUCUCGGAUACCAGUUCUGUCGUAGUUGACGAGACAGCUGUGUCUCUAAACAAAGAUAAUGAUGUCCAGAGUUCCCUCUCCACGCCUGGAAAUUCAAACAUCACAUCAGAGGUCACGAAAGACGAUGCUUUGAGGGAUUCAGCUGUCACAGAAACAGUCAAGGAGGAAAAGACCUCGGAAACAGUCCCAGAAGAAAGCAUUAGAAGUUCUUUGGAUGAAAUCAUUGUGAAUCAAGAGGAGGUUCCAGAGGUUGUUCAGGGAUCAGAAGAAGGACCUCGUUCAUCAAAAGAUGAUGUUCCAGUUGUAACUGUUGUUCAACCUGUAGACAAGAAACGUGCAAGAAAGGAGACUGUUCCUAAGAACAACCCGCCUUCGAAGACAAAGAAAUCACUAGCAACCAACUCUGCCAAUUCAAGAACAGUUCCAAUAAACAAGGACGAUAAAUCUCAGAAGAAGUCUGAAAAGGUCACAAAACCCAGGACUAAGAAAGUUCAAGAAGAGAUAAAGAAGUCAACUAAGAAAUCUACAGCUAAAGAAGUUGAAGCUACUUCUCUGAAGCAAAUGAAGAAAAUGGAGAACAAGGAAAACACUGUUAAUGUUGAUGCAGCAGAAGAAAUCCAGGUUUAAAUGAGGAACAAAGAAGCAUUUCUAUUUCUUCAACAUAAUUCAAUCACUCUUUUUCUUUUGGUUUGAAUGGGUUGUUCAAAGUACAUAGUUGAAAAGCUUUUGCAAGUUUGUUUUUAAAAGUGUGGUUUGAAAGACAAAACAAAUACUUUAUUUGCUUGCUUUGUAAUUGUGUUAAGUUUAAUUUCAAAUUUUCUUCA